Messenger RNA from Pisolithus orientalis, 2024 nucleotides. RefSeq names its product WD40-repeat-containing domain protein. The transcript has 16 exons. Bases 119 to 1951 code for a protein of 610 amino acids. Gene Ontology annotation, biological process: positive regulation of actin filament depolymerization; actin filament depolymerization. Gene Ontology annotation, cellular component: cortical actin cytoskeleton. The record is from RefSeq and is a predicted model, not a curated record. Lineage: Eukaryota; Fungi; Basidiomycota; Agaricomycetes; Boletales; Pisolithaceae. Gene Ontology annotation, molecular function: actin filament binding.
UCCUGACUACGCCGCAGGUUGAGUGUGCGCAGAAAAGACUGUCUAACUGAUCUCACGAUAUUUCGUGAAACCUUCGCCUUCCAAGUAUCUAUCGAUUUUGUGAAACUCGCUGUUGGGUAUGUCAUUCACUCGUACGGCCCUGUAUCCAUGCAAUCCUGUAACUACGCGCGGGGUGUCGAGCAAGCUCAGCUCCCACCAAGAUAAGAUCAUCUAUGCAAAUGGAAGGACUAUAGUAAUCCACGAUCUCAAGGAUCUUGCAUCGAGCAAAACUUUUUCCGGUCACUCUCAGAACACAACAGUUGCCCGGUUCUCUCCUUCCGGGUACUACUGCGCAUCUGCUGAUGCAACUGGUUUGGUGAAAAUAUGGGAUACGAUCGGUGAGGACCAGUCAGUAAAGUGGCAAUACAAGAUUAUCUCUGGGCGCGUAAAUGAUCUCGCCUGGGACGGCGAAAGUAAGAGGAUGAUUGUAGUGGGCGAUGGAAAAGACAAGUUUGGCCGCCCUAUCAUCAUCGAUACUGGUGCAUCUUGCGGUGAGAUUAUUGGCCAUUCAAAGGUUGUGAACGCAGUCUCCAUACGUCAUCAACGCCCAUACCGGGCCGCUACUGGCGGUGAUGAUGGUUUGAUCAUCUUCAGUCAAGGGGUACCGUACAAGCACGAAAAGACGAUCAGGACGCACACAAGAUUUGUUCAGGAUAUUAAAUAUGCGCCUUCCGGGGACCUUUUUGCAAGCGUAGGGUCGGAUUACAAGGUAUUCUUGUAUGAUGGCAAGACAGGUGAUACUCUAGCUGAGUUCACUGAGAAUGCCCACAACGGCAGUGUUAUGGCUUGCUCGUGGAGCGGAGACAGUAAAUCUCUCUUGACAUCUUCUCUGGACUGUACUGUCAGAUUAUGGGACGUCGAGUCCCGAAAGGUCGCAAAAACAUGGAAUGUCGGCAAGGGCAUCUCGAAUCAACAAGUUGGCUGCGUUUGGACAUCCUCGGACGACCUUGUGUCCCUCUCUCUGUCUGGUGUGUUGAAUAUAUUUGACAAGCGCGAGAACAAGGAUCGUCCAUCGCGCGUGCUCCAGGCGCCUCAGAAAGCCAUCACAUCGGCCGUCCGGGGUCCUUCAAGCACGUUCAUGGCAGGAUCUGCGGAUGGUCGUGUCUUCUACUAUGACACAUCUUUGCACUCCAUUCAUGCUGUCGAGGGCGAAGGACACACAAACUUGGUGUCCGGAUUGGCAGCCGGGCCUAAGGAACAGUUAUACUCAUCCGGAUGCGAUGAUCGCGUGCGUGAAUUAGAGCCAAGUGGCGGAACGUUUAGCUUUACACAAACGUUAUUCAGCACAUCCUCUCAGCCAAAGGCACUCACAGUAACGAUGGAUGGAACUUUAUUUGUGGUCGGAGUUGACAGAGUAGAAGCAGUUAGAAGUAAUCAGCGCGUUUUUGAGCUUAAACCAACGUACAUCCCAAGCGCUAUAGGGGCAGCUGGAAAUACUGUCGCAAUUGGUGCUGAGGAUACCAAGGUUUAUGUGUAUACAUGGGAUGGCAGAACGCUGUCAGAAUCGUACGUGUUAGGGGGAAACAAGGGUCCCAUCACGGCCAUCACGGUCUCCGCGAAUGGUGAACACAUCGCUGCGGGAGAUUCUGCUGGAAAGAUCGUACUUUUCGGCACUGCAGGCAAAGAAAAAAUAACUGAUCGCUGGGCUCACCAUACAGCACGUAUAGCCUCUCUAGCAUUCCUUUGCCCAUCUGCCACGGAGUCAGCUACUCACGUUGCGUCCAUCUCGUUGGAUACCAACGUGUACAUUUACAGUGUAACGAACAUUUCGAAGUACGUGGCAAUCAGGGGUGCUGCGCCAGGCGGCGGUUCUGCAGUUUUAUGGCUCGAAUCUCAAGAGAAGGGAAGGGGGAAACUAGUGGGUGCAGGUGCAGACGGCUGUGCGAGAAUUUGGGAAGUCACUUUGCCGUAGUGAAUUCUAGAUGCAACGUAUAAUAGAUGUACCUAUAGCAUAACUUGCGAAAGAUAUACAUGUGAGAUGUGAC